Labrus bergylta (ballan wrasse) is the source of this 4545-nucleotide messenger RNA. It is a transcript of the gene slc2a1b, whose product is annotated as solute carrier family 2 member 1b. Gene Ontology annotation, molecular function: D-glucose transmembrane transporter activity. The record is from RefSeq and is a predicted model, not a curated record. NCBI's taxonomy places the organism in Eukaryota, Metazoa, Chordata, Actinopteri, Labriformes, Labridae. Gene Ontology annotation, biological process: dehydroascorbic acid transport; response to insulin. Gene Ontology annotation, cellular component: plasma membrane; basolateral plasma membrane; apical plasma membrane.
ACGACACGGCCCACACGUCCCAAAGGAGCUUUUCCAUCAAGCAGAAGUCUACGGGAGGUAGUGCACAGCAGCUAAACAUCCACAUCCUGGACGACUUUACGCUUGCACGACUACAAGCUGCUGGAGCUUUUGACAACGGUACAAGGGGACCAGACCUCCAACUCAGGCUGCCCGGUGUUUAAAAGACAGAAAGAAGAGACUGCUAAAGCUGUUCUUCCUUUUUUUUUUUUUAAAGAGACUGAAGUUUCAACUUUUUCUUUCUCUCUCUCUCUUCGGGAGCAAGUCCUUCAAAAUGACCGACUUUUAAGCGAAGGCGCCGGGAGACCCCGAGGAAGUUCUUCAUCGCCCGUGUCAGUUUUGACAAAAGAAGUACACAAAGAAUAAGAAGAAACGAGUAGUCUACUACUUCCCUAACGACGCAACCAUGGACUCGGGAAAGCAAAUAACGUUCCCGUUGCUGAUGAGUGUUGGAACCGCCGUGAUCGGAUCGCUGCAGUUCGGCUACAACACCGGCGUCAUCAACGCCCCUCAGAAGGUCAUUGAGAAAUUCAUCAAUGAAACAUGGUUCGAGCGCUACCAGGAGCAGAUCUCCAAGAACUCCCUCACAGCCAUCUGGUCCAUCGCUGUCGCCAUCUUCUCUGUCGGUGGCAUCUUUGGCUCGUUCUCUGUUGGACUCUUUGUCAACCGCUUUGGAAGGAGGAACUCUAUGCUCAUGGCCAAUGUCCUGGCAUUCAUUGCAUCUGCGCUUAUGGGCUUUUCAAAGAUGGCGGCCUCCUGGGAAAUGCUGAUUGCCGGCCGGUUUGUGGUGGGCCUUUACUCCGGCCUCUCCACGGGAUUCGUACCCAUGUAUGUCGGCGAGGUGUCCCCGACGUCUCUAAGAGGAGCUCUGGGCACUCUGCACCAGCUGGGCAUUGUGGUCGGCAUCCUGAUCGCACAGGUGUUUGGAAUGGAGGCCAUCAUGGGCAACGAUGACUUGUGGUCGCUCCUCCUGGGCUUCAUCUUCGUCCCUGCAGUGAUUCAGUGCAUCCUGCUGCCCAUGUGCCCCGAGAGCCCCCGCUUCCUGCUCAUCAACAAGAACGAAGAGAACAGGGCCAAGAACGUGAUGAAGAAGCUCAGAGGCACCACAGAUGUGAGCGCUGACAUGCAGGAGAUGAAGGAGGAGAGUCGACAGAUGAUGAGGGAGAAGAAGGUGACCAUCCUGGAGCUUUUCCGCUCGCCUAUGUACCGUCAGCCUCUCAUGGUCGCCGUCAUCCUGCAGCUCUCCCAGCAGCUGUCUGGCAUCAAUGCUGUAUUCUACUACUCCACACGAAUCUUCGAGAAAGCCGGAGUGGAGCAGCCUGUCUAUGCAACCAUUGGAGCUGGAGUAGUAAACACUGCGUUCACUGUGGUGUCGCUGUUUGUGGUAGAACGAGCUGGCCGUAGAUCUCUGCACCUGCUGGGGCUGCUGGGAAUGGCCGGAUCUGCUAUCUUGAUGACCAUCGCCUUGGCUCUGCUGGAGAAGCUCAAAUGGAUGUCAUAUUUAAGCAUUGUGGCCAUUUUCUCUUUCGUGGCGUUCUUCGAAAUCGGUCCGGGUCCCAUCCCCUGGUUCAUCGUGGCUGAGCUGUUCUCACAGGGACCCAGACCUUCAGCCAUGGCCGUCGCUGGUUUCUCUAACUGGACUGCUAACUUCAUCGUGGGAAUGGCCUUCCAGUACAUAGAGGAGCUGUGCGGCCCCUACGUCUUUGUCAUCUUCACUGUCCUGCUGCUGGUGUUCUUCGUCUUCACCUACUUCAAAGUGCCGGAGACCAAGGGCCGGACGUUUGACGAGAUCUCCGCCGGCUUCCGUCAGUCGGCCGCCGGAGGAGAGAAGCACUCGCCGGAGGAGCUGAACAGCCUGGGAGCUGACUCGCAGCUCUGAGUGACUUCAUUUCACUUCUUAAACUUCUAACAAACUUUUUUUUUUCUUCUCAAACAGAGAAAGGAACGAGAAGGGGUCUGCUAACUAACAAGUAGACAGAUUUCAUGGGUAGAUUAAUUCUCACACUUUGUCACCACAUUUCGGGCGUCUUUACCAAAACACAGAGCACCCCCCCCCCCCCCCCCCCCGUGUGAUUCUCCAACAUGACGUCUUCCGCUGCCCCUCGCACACACACACAAACACACACUCCAUGGGCACUAUGUCGCCUGCAGGAUGUGGACGAGGGGACAGGAAGAUAGAUGGGGAAGGUUUCUAAAAAAAAUGUUUGAAAGAAGGAAAAGGAGUGUCGGCAUCAAUCAAACAACCUUUUUAAAACUUUUUCACUGAAUAUUUUACUGUUAUGUGCUUAUGCUCUGUUCUCUGUAGCCUGUUACAGCACAGUCAGUUUGUAUCAUCUGGUUUUAUAGCUUUUAGAGAUCUGUUCACUGUGCUCAAUACACGUUUUUAUCAAUUAUAUUGUAAAGCUGUAACACUGUAGACUCUAGCACUGUACAUGCUGCACAGUUUGUCACCACCAGAGGGCACACUGCCCUUUAAAAAGCCCCAAUACUACCUUAUUUAUAGCUUUUUAAGUCACUGAGGACACAAACUGUGAUAUGUCAGUCUAAUGCUGUAAGGAUUUUAAAUUGUACUAUUGGUAUUUUCAACACAGAAUAGUAAAACAGCAUAUAUAUAUUUUUUAAAAUUGUUACAUAUUUCCUCUUGCUGGACAGUUUGUUACUCUUUCUAUUGUUAAAUAUGAUACUUUUGAUGUCAUUACUGAAAGAAAACAACGUAUGAGGUGCGUCCAGAUAACAUGUAAAGUCAUGAAUUCUACAUGUAUGUAUUUAAACACCAUUCCUUUUGAGCAUUCAAUGAAAAUGAUAUUUUGUGUGCUAAAGGAAAAAAUAUCUGUGGAGAUGAAUCAUCUAUUUCUAAGAGCUCAAUUACAAUCAGCUGCCCGAAAAGAAAAAAUCCUCUCACAAUACCAGAAUGUUUGUGAUUUGAAGUGCCUGUUAAAAAACAUCAGGUCGUCUUGCCCUCAGUCUUAUAAUUAGGAGUUUGAGGUCAGAUCAGCCCGAUCCAGAUGUGGAAAGUGGAAAAAUGUUCACUUUGAGUUCUUUAAAGUUGAACUCACCUGCCGAGUGUACAAAGUCUGUCUCAGAGCUGUCUGGAUCUGUUCACACAAUUUGAAACUACGGCGCUGAAAGAUGUUCCUCUGCGGCAGCUUCACAGCAUUUUCAGAAAAAUAAAAUAAAAACAAUUUCAAUGACAGGGACCAAACUGCCUUUUUGGAAGUUUUUCUUCAUCCUUUGAAGUGCUCUUUAUCCAGGUCAAACUCCCCGUGUUCCUUGAGCGCCAUAAUGUGUCCAAAGAGGGGGGGGCGGAUGCUGCGUUGGUGAGAGGUCAUCGCGUCCCUUGUGCAACUGAAUUCUUGCAGUAUUGUCGGCCCCCUCCCUCCCUGCCUCUGUCCCUCCAUUUUUCCGCUGUGUACUGUGCUGUAUUCAGUAGCUGGUGAUUUAAAAAAAAAACUUUUAUAGUGUGGCUCACUUUGCCUUGCUGUACACGUCGCUGUCUGUGACUGCUGUAUCACUUGUUGAACCUUCCUUCUCUUUAAAUACGUUGUUUAAGGAAAGUUAUCCUUUUUGUUUCUUCCUAGCAGCACUUUAUUAUUCAUAGUUCUUUGUUUCUGUCGUGUUUUUAUUUUAUUUUAUUUUUUACUCACAGUGUGGAAUCAUUGUUACUGAGGAGAGACUGAAGUACUGCUGAUGGAUUACUUGAUGUUUUUGAAAUGGAAAUGUGUUGAAUUGUGUCGUUUGUUCAUAUCUAUCGCAGCCUCGUAUGGAGCACAUUUCGGGUCACCGUUUUUUUUUGAGUAAAAUAUGGAAAACAUUCAGGGUCUAACAAAGGACCUCAUGAAAUCAAACACAGCAGUGAAAAUCCCCUUUUUUAUCAUUCCAUAUCUGGAUGUUAAUUAUUGUAUAUAGUAGAUCUUUAUAGUGUGUCUUUUCUUAUUUGAGGGGUCCUGUCACCCAUUCUGGAAAGCACUGUAACAUCCACUCUCUGUGCCUUUUUACAGCCUUCACAUUCUCUUCACCAGCAAAAUCAUACCAUGGCACCAAAAAGGAAAAAAAACAAGCCUUACACACACACACACACACACACACACACACUGAUGUCUUUUUGCAAAUAUCCAAACUGUAUUUUUGAUGUACAUACAUAAAUCCACAGGUCUGCCGGGGCAUUGAACGUUUAAUGUUGUCUGUCGCAUUUUAAAUCUCCUACAGGCACACUUUGGUGGUUUAAAGUCACAUCAUCAUGUAACUAUGACACACUUUGGCUUCACUCACUCCAAAUGUAUGCAAUUAACUUGUUUUUUUUUUCUUCGGUAAGUUAAUGAUUAGGGCGCAUUGAUCUUCCACACUUCUGUUUCCUUCUGAUUGCGUAUCUAAAGCUACGCUGUGGCCUAAUAUUACUAUCGUCAUCAUUUUAAUUCUGAAAUGUAAGGACUGUGUUAAUGAAAAUAAAACAUUCAGUAGUGUUUGUUGUUGUUAGUGCACAGAGUGUAUUUGAAUAUUUGUCAUAAUAAAAUAUCUGUGUAUGCGGUG